This is a messenger RNA of Laccaria bicolor S238N-H82, 645 nucleotides long. RefSeq lists its product as uncharacterized. The transcript has 7 exons. The coding region runs from base 1 to 645 and encodes 214 amino acids. The record is from RefSeq and is a predicted model, not a curated record. Lineage: Eukaryota; Fungi; Basidiomycota; Agaricomycetes; Agaricales; Hydnangiaceae.
AUGAGUGAACCCUACUGCCAUGGUGUCCUCACAUGCUAUGAGGACCUUAUUUUGUCAACCACCGGUCACGACAUUGUCGGUCGUCAAGCAAACUCGUCUGUACCCCCCAUCAUGCAACCUCUCUCUGCAAUACAAGCUUCAAUGAACCAACACUCCAUCUCGUUUGUCAUCCUUGUUGAUGCCAGAAAAUAUUCUGUGCAAGUCAUUGAUCUGACUUUGGUGACCCCAUCCGACCACCUAGCACUUCAGGUCCCUUGUGAACACAUUUAUGCAUAUGAUAUCAACCACUCUUUGGACAUUGCCGUCGCCAUUAUGCUGCGGGAUGUUUUCAAUCAUGAUGGUCAGAGGCGUACCUGGUGGCAACUCAAGCAGUGCCCGCUAUCCACCCAUGAGCCUUGUGAUGAAUUAGAGUUCGCGACACCUAAUGACCAAAACUUGCCACCACAGUGCAUCUCCUGUCUUGGAAAAGCUCAUUCUCCAUCUUUGGAGGAAGGAUGCAAGUUUAUAGGUUUCCGCUGGCUCCAUCUGGAUGACACAGCCCACAUUGGAUUUGUUGCGACAGUGGAAGAAGCAAAUCGGUAUGUGUACCACCCUUGGGCACCCACUCAUGCUGCCCAACAUGUCGCGAUGUUGAGGUUCUUGUAG